GCGUCCACCUAGGGAAAAGUCUCGGAGACGCAGCGUGCUGAAAAUGGAACUGUCUGUGCGUUUCUCAGUGCGCCCGGCGGCUGAAGUGAGGCUAUGCUGAUAUGUCUUAGCAACAGCAUCCUUCCGUCAACGCGUUUUCUUGGGUCUCUUCUCUCUUCGGUUCGGACGCAGAGACCACUGAACAAGAUGAGUUAAAGCAUUCUUUAUCCCUACACUCAAGUCAUCUGUGCACGCCACAAACAGGAGUAAUGGAGAAGAUCACCAUGUAGACAGCAGACUGAGAGAAGCAGAAUGGGAGACUACAUAUGGAGCGGCACCGGACUGCAGCCGUGAGAGCAGCCAUCCUCUGGACCUCAGCUGGGCUUUUUUUAGCAUUCCCUGGAUGGUCUUAUUCCUUUUUUUCCUGAAGCAGAGGGAUUUUUCCUUACAUUUCAGACAGUGGACUGGGUUAUUUUCUCUCCCGUCUCACUUGGUGACCCUGUGAUUUGCGAUUCCUUUCACCGCCGAUCACUCAGAGCCUCCUGCUACGCUCCUGAUUAGAAUUCACUCAGCUUCGAUCUAAGCUCUAAGCAAUACUAGACAUCAUGGGGGACAUGUCGAACAGCGAUUUCUACGCCAAGAACCAAAGAAACGAGGGCAACCAUGACGGCGGCUUCGGCUGCUCGCUCCUGGAGCUGCGCUCCCUCAUGGAGCUGCGGGGCACGGAGGCGGUCGUCAAAAUCCAGGAGGACUAUGGGGGCACUGAGGGACUGUGCAAGCGCCUGAAAACGUCGCCAACAGAGGGUUUGCCUGGAGUUGCAACCGACCUAGACAAGAGAAGAGAAAUCUACGGGCGGAAUCUUAUACCUCCAAAGAAGCCAAAAACAUUCUUACAGUUAGUGUGGGAAGCACUGCAAGAUGUAACCCUUAUUAUCUUAGAAAUCGCAGCAAUGAUCUCCCUGGGGCUCUCCUUUUACCAGCCUCCAGGGGAGGGGAGUGAAUCGUGCGGGACUGCUUCAGCUGGGGUGGAGGAUGAGGGCGAGUCCGAGGCUGGCUGGAUCGAGGGAGCUGCCAUUUUGCUUUCUGUGGUCUGUGUUGUACUUGUCACUGCCUUUAAUGACUGGAGCAAAGAGAAGCAGUUCAGGGGUUUACAAAGCCGCAUUGAGCAGGAGCAGAAAUUCCAAGUCGUCCGCGGUGGCCAGGUCAUACAGCUUCCUGUAGCGGACAUUGUGGUCGGUGACAUUGCACAAGUCAAAUACGGUGACCUACUUCCAGCUGAUGGGGUCUUGAUACAAGGGAACGAUCUGAAGAUUGAUGAAAGUUCCUUAACUGGGGAAUCAGACCAUGUACGCAAAGCAGCAGACAAAGACCCCAUGCUUCUCUCCGGUACUCACGUGAUGGAAGGCUCUGGACGAAUGUUGGUCACUGCAGUAGGAGUCAACUCUCAGACUGGGAUCAUCUUCACACUGCUGGGUGCUGGUGGAGAGGAGGAGGAGAAGAAGGAGAAGAAAGGUGAGGCAGUGGAGGAUGGCCAACAGCCAACAGACUGCUCCCAUCCCUCCUCCCACCCCAUCUCAACUAUAGCUACCGAUGGUGCUGCAGGCGCAAAUGCCCCUGGUAAUGCCAGCCUAGUCAAUGGUAAAAUGCAGGAUGGAAAUAUGGAGAACAACCAGACCAAAGUGAAGAAACAAGAUGGGGCAGCAGCAAUGGAAAUGCAGCCUUUGAAGAGUGCGGAGGGAGGGGACAUGGAUGAAAAGGAGAAGAAAAAAGCGAAUGUUUCCAAGAAGGAGAAAUCUGUUCUUCAAGGCAAACUGACCAAGCUUGCUGUCCAGAUCGGCAAAGCAGGUUUGGUGAUGUCAGCCAUCACGGUCAUUAUCCUGGUGCUGUACUUCGCCAUCGAUAACUUCGUGCUGCAGAAGAGGCAGUGGCUGCCUGAGUGCACGCCAGUCUACAUCCAGUAUUUUGUUAAAUUCUUCAUCAUUGGUGUUACUGUCCUGGUGGUGGCAGUUCCUGAGGGUCUCCCAUUGGCUGUCACCAUCUCCCUGGCCUAUUCUGUGAAGAAAAUGAUGAAGGACAACAACCUGGUGCGCCAUCUGGAUGCCUGUGAAACUAUGGGUAAUGCCACCGCUAUCUGCUCCGAUAAGACUGGCACACUGACGACCAACAGGAUGACCGUGGUGCAGGCCUACAUAGGAGAUGUCCACUAUAAAGAGAUCCCAGACCCCAGCUCCCUACCUCCCAAAACACUGGAUAUCCUGAUCAACGCUAUAUCUAUCAACAGCGCCUAUACCACCAAGAUACUGCCUCCCGACAAGGAAGGUGGUCUCCCAAAGCAGGUGGGCAACAAGACAGAAUGCGGCCUGUUGGGCUUCGUGCUGGACCUGAAGCGCGACUACCAGCCCAUCCGGGAUCAGAUGCCUGAAGAGAAGCUCUACAAGGUGUACACCUUCAACUCUGUGCGGAAGUCCAUGAGCACGGUCAUAAAGCUCCCCGAUGGCAGCUUCAGGAUGUACAGCAAAGGAGCUUCAGAGAUCGUACUGAAGAAGUGCUCCCGUAUCCUGAACGAAACUGGGGAGCCGCGAGUCUUCCGGCCCCGGGACAAGGAUGAGAUGGUGAAGAAGGUGAUCGAACCCAUGGCAUGUGAUGGACUGAGGACCAUCUGUGUGGGGUACCGUGACUUCGCUGCAGACCCUGAGCCAGAGUGGGACAAUGAAAAUGACAUUCUGUCCGACCUGACUGCAAUCUGCGUGGUUGGAAUUGAGGACCCAGUCCGACCAGAGGUGCCCGACGCCAUCCAGAAGUGCCAGCGCGCCGGCAUCACGGUGCGCAUGGUGACCGGGGACAACAUCAACACGGCCCGCGCCAUCGCCAUCAAGUGCGGCAUCAUCCACCCCGGGGAGGACUUCCUGUGCAUCGACGGGAAGGAGUUCAACAGGAGGAUCCGCAACGAGAAGGGAGAGGUCGAACAGGAGCGCAUCGAUAAGGUGUGGCCCAAACUAAGAGUGCUGGCAAGAUCAUCUCCGACUGACAAGCACACUUUAGUCAAAGGGAUCAUUGAUAGCACUCUGGUGGACCAGAGGCAGGUUGUGGCUGUGACUGGGGAUGGAACAAACGAUGGGCCUGCACUGAAGAAAGCAGACGUCGGCUUUGCCAUGGGCAUUGCCGGGACAGAUGUGGCCAAGGAGGCCUCUGACAUCAUCCUGACAGAUGACAACUUCAGCAGCAUUGUGAAGGCUGUGAUGUGGGGACGUAACGUGUAUGACAGCAUCUCCAAGUUCCUGCAGUUUCAGCUCACGGUCAAUGUUGUGGCUGUGAUCGUGGCCUUUACUGGAGCCUGUAUCACACAGGACUCCCCUCUGAAAGCAGUUCAGAUGCUGUGGGUUAACCUGAUCAUGGACACUUUUGCCUCCCUGGCUUUGGCGACUGAACCACCCACAGAGUCCCUGCUGAUGAGGAAACCCUACGGCCGGAACAAACCGCUCAUCUCCAGCACCAUGACCAAGAACAUCCUGGGCCAUGGCGUCUACCAGCUCGUUAUCAUUUUCACCCUGCUCUUCGUGGGUGAGGAGAUUUUCGACAUUGACAGUGGGAGGAACGCCCCCCUCCACUCCCCGCCCUCGGAACACUACACCAUCAUUUUCAACACCUUCGUCAUGAUGCAGCUCUUCAACGAGAUCAACGCGCGCAAGAUCCACGGGGAGAGGAACGUCUUCGAUGGGAUCUUCAGGAAUCCCAUCUUCUGCUCCAUUGUGUUUGGGACCUUUGCUAUUCAGAUUGUGAUUGUGCAGUUUGGGGGGAAGCCCUUUAGCUGUUCUCCUCUGGACCUGGAGAAAUGGAUGUGGUGUGUUUUUCUUGGACUAGGAGAGCUGGUUUGGGGACAGGUGAUAGCAUCAAUUCCUAACAGCAAGUUGAAGUUUCUGAAAGGAGCGGGGCAGCUGACGCAGAAGGACGAGAUGCCCGAGGAGGAGCUGAACGAGGACAACGAGGAGAUCGAUCACGCAGAGAGAGAGUUGAGACGAGGGCAGAUUCUCUGGUUCCGUGGACUCAACAGGAUUCAGACUCAGAUACGUGUUGUGAAUGCAUUCCGUAGCUCUCUCUACGAAGGCUUGGAAAAACCAGAAUCCAGAACCUCCAUUCACAACUUCAUGACUCACCCGGAGUUUAGAAUAGAAGACUCCCAGCCCCACAUCCCUCUCAUUGAUGACACUGAUAUCGAGGAGGACCCAGCACUGAGGAAGAACUCCAGUCAGCCCUCAUCGCCCAACAAGAACAACAACGCCAUCGACAGCGGAAUCAACUUAACCACCGACACCAGUAAGUCCGCUGCUUCCUCCAGCCCUGGCAGCCCUCUACAUAGCUUGGAGACCUCCCUCUAGCCCUAGACCGGGCAAAAAAAACUACACUCUCAAAGUGCAACAAAGCCACCGCACAUGGGAAAUGCGUGUGUCCUGCUGGCUGAACAUUUGUUCUGAACCAUACCUUUUUCAGCAGCGUGUGGAGGCGAGAUUAUGAGAUUGCUGUGGAGGGACAUGGAAAACAGUAUAAAUCAACCACUCCCCUUUCCUAUGAAUACAAUGACUAUAUUAAUAAUAAUUUAAAUAAAAGAGAACAUAACUGCUCCUGCAUGAAUGUACAUUACCCAAGUUUUCAUUUAAUUUGUUUUAAUUUUGUUUGAAUUAUUUGAUUUGAUUUUGGUGGGAAGUGCUGUGGACUGCUAUUUUAAGACAGCUUAUCCGAUUCACUGGUCUGUGAGUUUCUUGUGUGGCAUGAACUUAAUUGUAUAGAUUUAUUUGAUUAAUAAAAUGAAAAGUGUAUUAAGGUUGCAGGACUCGACUUGCACAGUAGAUGAUUUGCACCUGUUGGAAAAGAGGAACCCAUAAAUAAUAGCAUUUAUUAU
Molecule: messenger RNA, 4876 nt
Organism: Megalops cyprinoides (Indo-Pacific tarpon)
Lineage: Eukaryota; Metazoa; Chordata; Actinopteri; Elopiformes; Megalopidae
Gene: atp2b2
Product: ATPase plasma membrane Ca2+ transporting 2
Exons: 24
Coding region: 585-4355 (1256 amino acids)
Biological process (GO): calcium ion transmembrane transport; regulation of cytosolic calcium ion concentration
Cellular component (GO): postsynaptic density membrane; intracellular membrane-bounded organelle
Molecular function (GO): ATP binding; P-type calcium transporter activity; PDZ domain binding
Source: RefSeq, a predicted model, not a curated record